AUGGACAUUUUAAAAUUCCCCAAACAUUUGAUUCCUGAAGAAGCAUUUUGCCACCACUGCCCAAACCGCAUAGUCCUCAGUGACCCUGUGUGCAUCACACACAAAGCCAUUUCAGGCAUUGUAGAAGACAUUUCAACCUACUACAAAAGUUGUCCACAGUGUACGAUGAUGUACAGGUACCAGGAGUGGAGCAGUGGUUUGCAUAAUUUCAACGAUCAUGUUAUCCUGGAAAUAUCUCUGUGUCUCACUAUAAGGCACAUGUUGCAGGUACACACUGCAGUCAGCCGAAUAGCCGAGUAUUUGGAGUUAUCAACUGGUGUGAAGUUUCCUUCACCAGGCAUUAUUCUUCAUGGCUACCUACAUUUCGAGGCACUGACAGACCAUGAAUACCAGUAUUCAUGUGUCACCUGUGGUGACCAUCCACCAGUGGUUAUCAUGGACCUUCACAGGAAGACAUCUUUCCACCUCUCUGGUAAAUAUUGCUUAAGCCUAAUCAAAAGUAUACAGACUGUGCUGAAGGUCAACAAUGAGGUGGAAUUCCUUCUUGGCUUCCUGUUUCCAGAGCCGCAGGGGGCAGCACCGGCCCUGAGCCUCCGCACUUCCGCCGGCACAGUCGCCAUGUCUCCCGCGCACAGGACUCACUUGGCGGCUCUCCUCUGGCUGCUGUCCGGGGGCACAGCGGCGCUCCUCCUGUACUGUUACCCGCUCCUGCUCUACCUCUUUCUGCUGCUGCUGCUCCUGUGCGGCGUCCUCCUGCUCCUGGGGCCCUCCGGAGCUCUCUCUGCCCGGCCUGGGGGCCACCUCCACGCCGUGCUGCGGCGCUGGGCUCGGGCUUGGGGCACCGCGCCUCGGCUGGACCAAGGCAGGAACAGCGGGAAAGGAAAGCUCUCGUCCCGGGGAUCGGAGCAGAGCUACGGCCUCCUCACGCACAGAGCGAGGCCUGUGGAUCGCGGUCUGUACCGUGUGGACCCUCUCAGCACGGAGCUCUUCAGCCCCCGUGACGUCCUCAUGGGCAGUUACCUCUCCAGAGCGGACAGUCCUCCCCAGGAGAACCUCCUCAGGGGCAGGAACCCACGACAGCAGCUGCGGGACGGUCUCGCCAAACCCAACUAUGCCGUCUACACGCCCAACCGCCGCCUCUCCUUCGCCGCAGAGCCCGUGAGCACAGGGGCCCGCUUCACCAUCACCCCUCAGCGGCACUACCCUCUGCAGCAGCAGGGGGCGUCUCCUGUGGGGGUCCUGCCUCCGUUCAGAUGGGACGGCUUCAGGCAGAAGAGCGUCCUCAGUCCCCGCAACAGUGUGUGCAGCCCCGUGACGGUGAAGAUCGGCCGCCCCGACGCCGCCGCGCACAGUUUGGAGAGCCCUGUGUUCACCCAGGCCCCAGUCGACCCCUGCUCCAGAGAGAGCGUCCUGAAGGUGCUCCGGGAAAACCGCAAGAGGGAGGUGGACGUGGAGGAGGUGGAGGAGGAGAGCAGCUUCUCAGGCCAACACCGCAGCAAGAGGAGGCGUAAUGACAGUGGAGGAAGUGCUCAGUCUGCCUUCGAGCCGCUGCUACCCAAUGGGAUGACCCCUCAGCUCAUCCCCAAGCCAGGGACCCUGAAGAGGGGGCUGGCGGUGGCCUCGGAGGAGCAGAGCCUGAAGCGCUCUCGCACCUCCUCCGUGAGCUCGUCCAGCGGAGCCCCCACCUCCAGAGCGACCCCCAGCUCCCGGAGGAACCCCAUCUCCAGCUCCUACAGCUCCUCCAAGGGGCUAGGACAGCGGAAGAGGCCGAUCACUGCAUCUCCUCUGUCCAGCCCUGGACUUUCCCGCGCUCAUACCCCUGAGUGCAGCUCCAAGAAGACCAGAGAAGAGAACCCGGAGAGUCCGAGCCCAGAGCCCUGUGUGCAGUCGGAGCGAGGUCCAGGAGUCCCACCUGAGCGCGAGAUUUCCUCGGCUCUUCCUGCUGACCCUGGUGUAAGCUCCAGAGAAGGCGCUGGGAGCGGAGGCAAACGUAGACGCAAGAUCCAGCUCAUGACCAGAGAAGAAAGCCUCAACCUGCCUCCUCCUCCAGAGCUGGGCUACACCAUCACAGUGAAGGACCUGGAUGAUGAGAAACGCAACGCUUUGGACAAGAUCCACAAGCUCCUGGAGACUCCUUCUGCUGAGCCCGCCUCCUCCAGUGGGACCAUGCCUGCUGUGAGUGUGAGCCUGAGCACCGCCAGCACCCUCAGUCUGAGUGUGGGGGCUGUGACCUCCAUGGGGGGCAGCGCUGCUCCAGCUCAGACCAACAUCCUGCUGGAGUCUCUGAAGAGGAAGACUCCAGCCCCAGCUUCAGUGACCUCCGCUUCCCUGGGCUCUGGGAUCACCUCUCCUGCUGGAGGAGGGGGCACCUCCUCCAGUGCGGUGUCCGAGAGCUCCUCUGUUCUGCCCUCGGGCUUCAAACCAAUCUUCCUCCCUUCCACCCCGUCCACCACCACUGCCACCGAAGAGCCCAAACCAGCUCACAGCUUUAAGCCCAUCUUCAGCUCUGUUUCCACCUCCGGGAGCACGUUUGGGUCCACUGCCGCUGGGACCGUCCCACCGAGCUCCUCUCAGAAUGUUUGGAACGUCUACCACCGCACCAUCUGCCACACAGAUGUUUGGAACGUCUACCACCGCACCAUCUGCCACACAGAUGUUUGGAACGUCUACCACCGCGCCAUCUGCCACACAAAUGUUUGGAACGUCUACCACCGCGCCAUCUGCCACACAGAUGUUUGGAACGUCUACCACCGCACCAUCUGCCACACAAAUGUUUGGAACGUCUACCACUGCGCCAUCUGCCACACAGAUGUUUGGAACGUCUACCACCGCACCAUCUGCCACACAGAUGUUUGGAACGUCUACCACCGCACCAUCUGCCACACAGAUGUUUGGAACGUCUACCACCGCGCCAUCUGCCACACAGAUGUUUGGAACGUCUACCACCGCGCCAUCUGCCACACAGAUGUUUGGAACGUCUACCACCGCGCCAUCUGCCACACAGAUGUUUGGAACGUCUACCACCGCGCCAUCUGCCACACAGAUGUUUGGAACGUCUACCACCGCGCCACCUGCCACACAAAUGUUUGGUUCCUCUACGACGACGUCUGCUCCACAAACCUUUGGGACUUCCACCACCACAGCAGCUACCACACAAAUGUUUGGGACCACCACCUCCGCGCAGUCAGUCCCACAAAUGUUUGGCGCCUCUGCUACAGCAUCAGCCCCACUAACCUUUGGGACCUCCACCAAACCGUCUGCUUCACUGACAUUUGGCACCACAACCACACAUCUGCCACACAGAUGUUUGGUGCCACAACAGCGUCUGCUCCACUCUCCUUUGGAACCACACCCACUGCAGCUGCCACACAAAUGUUUGGGACCACAACCACAUUACCGCCUCCUCCCCCUUACGGGACCAACACCUCCACACAGGCUCCUCCCACUUUUGGCUCUGCUGCCUCCACGCAGGCCCCUCCCACUUUUGGCUCUGCUGCCUCCACGCAGGCCCCUCCCACUUUUGGCUCUGCUGCCUCCACGCAGGCCCCUCCCACUUUUGGCUCUGCUGCCUCCACGCAGGCCCCUCCCACUUUUGGCUCUGCUGCCUCCACGCAGGCUCCUCCCACUUUUGGCUCCACCUCCACCACGCAGGCCCCUCCCACUUUUGGUUCCACCUCCUCCACGCAGGCCCCUUCCACCUUUGGCGGGACCAGUUCCCAGUCUUUCAUCUUUGGAAAGUCGUCAUUGGAGUCCAGUUCUUUGCCGUCCUCCUUCGGUUCUUCAACAGAAGUUCCUAAAGCGUUCCCGUUUGGUGCCGCACCUUCGACCCUCGUGCAGACUGUUCGAGUGGAUGCGGCCCCCAGCGUGACCCCUUCCUUUGGGACGAAGCCUUCCUUCUCCUUCGGCAGCUCCACGGCUGCCGCUCCUCAGAGCGCUGGAACCUUCAACUUUGGCAGCUCCUCUCAGCCGGCCCCCCCCUCUAACACACAGCCCCCCACACAGUUCAAUUUUGGAGCCGCGGCCCCCGUACAGUUCGGAGCCCCAACCAACAAUGCGGGGCCCCAGAUGGGAUUCUCGUUUGGGGCCACAAACUCUGACAAAUCAGCCUUUGGGACCACGGCCCCUGUGUUCAGGACCUCUGCUCCUGCUCCCAUUCCCUUUGGAAGUCCUGGGGGUGUCGGCCAGAGCUUCAAUUCUGCUCCAUUUGGAUCUCCAUCCACGCCCUCCUUCUCCAUCGGUGCUGGCUCCAAACCUUCAGCCGCACGACAGAGGCUCCAGGCCCGACGGCCACACACCCGUAAGAAGUAG
Knipowitschia caucasica is the source of this 4308-nucleotide messenger RNA. The record is from the annotation of a GenBank genome assembly. NCBI's taxonomy places the organism in Eukaryota, Metazoa, Chordata, Actinopteri, Gobiiformes, Gobiidae.